AUGUUCCAGGUAGCCCGCAUUCCGCCUCCUCCACAACUUUUGGACGACAUGGACGUCGACCUCGGUGAGGGGCCCAGCAACUCUGUUGUGGCUCCCGGCGAGGUCAUCGCGAGCGCAAAGGAGUACAUGCGCGGACACGGGACGUACGUCGAGUCCGACUCCAUCGUCUCCUCCGUCGCUGGAACCGUGCAGCGUGUCAACAAGCUCAUCAGCGUCAAGCCGCUGCAGUCGCGCUACGUGCCCGAGGUGGGCGACCUUGUCAUCGGGCGGAUCGCAGAUGUCGGCGCACAGCGGUGGCGCGUCGAGGCGAAUGCGCGGCAGGACGCCGUGCUCAUGCUCUCCUCUGUGAACCUUCCCGGCGGUGUUGUGCGGCGUAAGAUUGAGAGUGACGCGCUCAAGAUGCGCGAGUUCCUCGCGGAAGGAGAUCUCCUCGUCGCCGAGGUCCAGGCGUUCUUCGGCGACGGUGCCAUGUCCCUCCACACCCGCUCGCUCAAGUACGGCAAGCUGCGCAAUGGACAGCUUGUUGUCAUACCACCGCGCCUCGUGCGCCGCCUUAAGAGCCAUUUCGUGCACAUCCCCAAGCCGUGUGGACCAAGCGGCGUGGACGUCAUUGUGGGGAUGAAUGGCUUCGUGUGGGUGUCGCUCGGUACGAGCCAAGGCGCUCGGGAGGGCGGCGAGGGCUUUGACUCGGAGGGCGUGUACCGGAAUGACAAUGAUCCCAUCUCCCCCGCUGCACGGCAGGCAAUCACUGCCGUCGCGGACGUGAUCGGGACUCUGGCGGCGCACGAUGUACCGCUUGCGGACGCACUCAUUGGCGAGGCGUACAACUGGGUGCAGGACGCGGGGUUAGAGGCGCCGCUGAGUGAGGAGGACGGUACAAGAAUGGUGGCAGACCUCGGACUGGUGUAG
Molecule: messenger RNA, 909 nt
Organism: Cutaneotrichosporon cavernicola
Lineage: Eukaryota; Fungi; Basidiomycota; Tremellomycetes; Trichosporonales; Trichosporonaceae
Gene: rrp4
Exons: 4
Coding region: 1-909 (302 amino acids)
Biological process (GO): CUT catabolic process; U4 snRNA 3'-end processing; nuclear polyadenylation-dependent rRNA catabolic process
Cellular component (GO): cytoplasmic exosome (RNase complex); nuclear exosome (RNase complex)
Molecular function (GO): RNA binding
Source: RefSeq, a predicted model, not a curated record